Molecule: messenger RNA, 1147 nt
Organism: Hyalella azteca
Lineage: Eukaryota; Metazoa; Arthropoda; Malacostraca; Amphipoda; Hyalellidae
Gene: Scsalpha1
Product: succinate--CoA ligase [ADP/GDP-forming] subunit alpha, mitochondrial
Exons: 8
Coding region: 41-1027 (328 amino acids)
Biological process (GO): tricarboxylic acid cycle
Cellular component (GO): succinate-CoA ligase complex (ADP-forming); mitochondrion
Molecular function (GO): succinate-CoA ligase (GDP-forming) activity; succinate-CoA ligase (ADP-forming) activity
Source: RefSeq, a predicted model, not a curated record
UCGAGACUGAGACCUGUCAGUGCUGAGGAGCCUCACCGUGAUGAUGGCAGCAUCUGUUCGAGUAUUGAAUCGACUUGCCGCUAAUGUGUGCAUCCAGAGUUCACGCUCCUGCUACUCCAGCACCCGGUCCAAGCUUGCUAUAAAUGAAAAGACCAAAGUCAUUUGCCAAGGUUUCACUGGGAAACAGGGGACUUUUCACAGCAGACAGGCCAUUGAAUAUGGAACUCUCAUGGUCGGUGGCGUGUCUCCUGGCAAAGGCGGUCAUAAGCAUCUCAACUUGCCCGUCUUCAACUCUGUUGCUGAGGCCAAGGCUGAGACUGGCGCCGAUACGACCGUGAUUUACGUGCCUCCUCCUGGCGCAGCAAAGGCUAUAAUGGAAGCUGUAGAUGCUGAGAUGGGUUUGAUCGUGUGCAUCACGGAGGGCAUCCCUCAGCAGGAUAUGGUCCGUGUCAAGCAUAGGCUUCUCAGGCAAAACAAAAGCCGCCUCAUCGGCCCCAACUGUCCUGGCAUCAUAGCUCCUGAGAAGUGCAAGAUUGGCAUCAUGCCUGGCCACAUCCACAAAGCAGGCUGCGUGGGGAUCGUAUCGAGAUCUGGAACCCUUACUUAUGAGGCAGUGCAUCAGACUACACAGGUUGGCUUGGGCCAGACUUUGUGCAUCGGCAUCGGAGGCGAUCCUUUCAACGGAACAAACUUCAUUGAUUGCCUUGAAACUUUCCUCAGGGAUCCCAACACGAAGGGAAUCAUCUUGAUCGGUGAGAUCGGUGGCGGCGCGGAGGAGGCCGCGGCGGAGUACCUGAAGGAGCACAACUCUGGCGCUAACGCCAAGCCCGUCGUGUCGUUCAUCGCCGGCGUCACGGCGCCCCCUGGCAGGAGAAUGGGGCACGCUGGAGCCAUCAUCUCGGGGGGCAAGGGUGGCGCCGAGGAUAAAAUCAAGUCCCUCGAGCGUGCUGGAGUUUUGGUUUCACGAAGCCCCGCGCAAAUGGGAACCCUUCUUCUGCAGGAGAUGAAGAAUCGAGGCCUGGCUUAAAUUUGUUAGCCGCCCUGCGACGUCGUUUGCAGUGGCGUCGUGUACUGAUUCUUGAUGGUCUACUUGCUGUAAAAAAGAGCGCCAAAACAGCACGGGCGAAUUGAUGUUUUUUUUUUUUUU